CGCGAAGGGAGCUUCAAACUUAUUAAACUUGGACCUUUAUACAUCACGCCCCGCAGUUACAACGACACCGCAACCUUGCCAACAGCCCUCUAUACCCAUUAUAUCUUGGCUUCAGUAGUUUCAGCUUCUUCUCUGAUCACUCGCGACUGUUUACAGAGCUUCAAAGACGACUUGGCGACCCUGCGCGAGGCUAUAGACCCUUUGCGACACUUUCGAAUGCGAUUGACCAUUGGAUCCUUUGUUCAAAGAUUGCUCCAUGAAUUGAUGCUUUAGACUUUUGUUAGGUGGAUAUACUAUAAAGUGCCCAUAAUGAACACCCUAGACGAUGAUCGAUUGUCCGCCAGCUCGGCUGACUCAGACAAUGACAACGACAACGACAACGACAACGAUAAUGACAACGAUAACGACCGCAACGACGUCGACGAGACAAUGGAGGACGCUGACGACAACGGCGAUCAAGAUCAAGACGCAGAAGGCGACGACGAUGAGAAUAACGACGACGAAGACGAUGAUGAGAACGCCGAUGCAGACGCCGAUGCAGACGCUGAAGGCGAAGAGUCUCAACCGCCUGCGACAGACUCGAACGAUCAACCGAGUACCCAGAUAAAAUCUGAACCCGAUGAUUCGCAAUCGCAAAUGAGGAAAUCUGCUACACCCGCUCCGAGUCUCGACAAACGGUGGCCGCAGCCGUCACCCGAGUUUAUCAGCGCUGCAUCUUAUGAUAUCGUGCCGACCAUGGCUGCGCCGCAAUCGACGAGUGUUAACGCGAUGGCUAUUACACCGGAUUUGAGAUACUGGAUCACGGGAGGUUCGGAUGGGUAUAUUCGCAAAUAUGAUGGUCCUAAUACGAUCAAUGGCAAGUUGGCUUUGACGGUUGCGCAGAGACAUCCGUUUGUGGACAGCGUUACCAAGGCUGGUAUACUCAUGUCGUACUGGGAGAAUGAGGAGCCGCCGCCUCCGGGACGGGGAGACCAGGAACACAUCCUCUCACCUGUCUACUCUCUUGCUGUUCAGUCGCAGGCUCUUUGGUUGCUCUCAGGUCUCGAGUCGGGGGGUAUUAAUCUCCAGAGUGUCCGACACGACGAGGGCAAGCGAAUUCACUGUCUGCAGCAGCACACAAACGCUGUAUCCGUCUUAACAAUGGCACAGGACGAAAAGAGCGUUCUCAGCGGUGGAUGGGACAAGAACAUCUUUGAUUGGGAUCUCAACACAGGCCAAACGAUUCGAAGCUUCGAUGGCAACGCAGGUCAAAUUUCAGCUCUUGAACUCCGUCCUGCAAGCGGCGCUCCCAUCCCAGAAGACGACGAUGAGCCACCACCUCCUACAACAAUUGCUACAAAUAACGCGGCGCCUAUAGCGAAUGGGAACUUCACCGAUGCACUCACCAACGAUGGAGUAGACGAUAUGACCGCUGACUUCAACGCCAACCCCAGCAAUGGCGAUGGUGAUGGUGCAGCUUCUCCUGCGCACGACAGUCUCUUUGGAGGAAGUGACGCGGGGAGUUUAUUCGGCGAGACAAAGGAAGAUCAACCCUUUGGCAACGACGAUGAUGAAUUCGCCGCUGUGAUGCCGGGCCACAGUCAUGAUAGCGCUAUGGACCAUUCAGCAGACAUGGCCGCUCUCGACGCAGGAAAAGAUCCAGAACCAGAACCUGAGCCUGAGCCUGAACCUGCACCGGUCGUUGAACCGCCUCCGCCUGAACCAUCGCAGGAUACAAGCGACGCCAUGGAUGUAGAUCUCGUACCAGCUCCAACACAAGCUACAGAACCAUCUCAAGACCCAGCUCCCAAGUCCGAACCAACAUCCCCCUCGCUAAUGCUAACAUCGCAUACCCCUACAAACCACGAUCCAACACAAACAUCAAACACGACGUUCCUAUCAGCCGCGAUGGACGGUUCGUUGAGGAUCUGGGAUAGACGCCAGCCAGAUCCUGUAGCGCGUAUCGGUACGCGAAAUGGUGUUCCGCCGUGGUGCAUGGGCGCGUGCUGGAGUCCCUCCGGCAACAACAUCUACGCGGGCCGUCGAAACGGGACGGUGGAGGAGUACAAUAUUCACAAGGCGAAGAGGAACUGGGAACCUCACAGGACGCUCAAGUUUCCCGCUGGCAGUGGAGCAGUCAGUGCCGUGAGACCCAUGAUAAACGGCCGUCAUCUCGUCUGUGCCUCCCACGAUAUCAUGCGUCUCUACGAUCUCCGUGAAUCACCCUUCAAGCACUCCAGCGUUCCCUUCCUCAUCAUCCCUGGUCCUCCCCGUGCAGGUGUCAUCUCCAGUCUCUACAUCGACCCGACAAGCCGCUACAUGCUCAGCGCUGCAGGCACAAGAGGCUGGGAGGGUACUAGCACAGAAGUCCUCAUCGGUUAUGAGAUUAAUGCUACCAAUGGAUAGCCGUCGGCUCGGGUUAAAAAGGGAGAGCCUUGGGUACCUCUCAACUGGAACUGACUCUCCAACUUUGGGACUUGGUCGUCUUGCUUUAUAUAUGCUGGAGUUGGUCAUGGCGAGCUUAAUUUAUAGUAGGAUUUUCCUGCCCUGUAGUACUUAGACAAAAUUCCAUUCUUAUUCCUCAA
Molecule: messenger RNA, 2564 nt
Organism: Fusarium redolens
Lineage: Eukaryota; Fungi; Ascomycota; Sordariomycetes; Hypocreales; Nectriaceae
Product: WD40-repeat-containing domain protein
Exons: 4
Coding region: 310-2385 (691 amino acids)
Cellular component (GO): small-subunit processome
Molecular function (GO): snoRNA binding; protein binding
Source: RefSeq, a predicted model, not a curated record